AUGAGGAUUGACUUAAAUGAAAAGAUUGUUGAUAGUUCUUCAUUUUCAGAGUUGCUGGUUCAUGCUGAAAAGAAGAAUCAAAUACCUGCAGUUAAAAAUCAGAAUCAGUUAGCUAUACAGUCCAAGAUACCACAUCCUAACUCUAAUCUUCAGGACAUUGUAUCUCACAAAGUAUCUCAAAUUGAAAUUCAAGAAGUUUCAAAGGGAAUUCAGCAGGUAGAGGAGAAUAAAGGAAUGGAAGACAGAGGCAACAACAUCCAUAAAGUAGCUAAAGAAGCUGGUUUAUCACCAAAGGCUCUAGCUAAGAGUGGAAAGAAACAAAAAGUUCAGGAGGUCACUCAGACCAAGAGAACUUCAAAGAGGACAGCUUCUUCAAAGGACUGUAGAUAUUUGCAAAAAUACAAAAGGAGACUUGGCAUAGAGGCUGCUAUUUCUAAUACGAAUGAUAAGAUUUGUGUUUUUGUGGAGGCUACAGUACAAUGGGAAGUCUUAAUGGAUGAAGAUCAACAGAUCACCUUGAAGAUUCAUCACCAAGACAUAGAGAAAGAUAUCAUAGUUUCUUUUGUUUAUGCCAAGUGUGAUGAGGGAGAGAGACUAGCAUUGUGGGAUGACAUGUAUCAAAUUGCAAGUUCCAUGAACUUGCCAUGGAUGAUAGGAGAAGAUUUUAAUGUUAUUCUAUCAGAAGAGGAGAAACUUGGGGGUACACCUGUAACUCUGAAUGAAUGUGAGGAUUUUGCAUUUUGUGUAAAUUCUUAUGACUUAUUUGACAUGGGAUUUAAAGGAAGUCCAUACACUUGGUGGAAUGGUAGAGCAGCAGAAGACUAUAUUUUUAAAAGAUUGGACAUAAUAAUGGUAAAUUCCCAAUAUCGGGAAGUAUUUUCUCAAAUUGAAGUGGAACAUUUAACUAGAACUGGAUCUGAUCAUUCCCCUAUGUUAUUAUCUUGUGGAGAAGCAACUAUCAACCUGAAGAAACCUUUUAGGUUUUUGAAUUUCUGGACUCAACAUGAGUCUUUUCAGGAGGUGGUCAAGCAGCACUGGCAGACAGGAUUUGUGGUUAAGGUGAAGGAACAAUUGUUUGAAGAAGACCCUAGCAUAAUCAAUAUAGUUGUGCUUCAAAAGGCACAAGCAGAAUUGAAGAAGUACUUAAAUAUUGAAGAGCAGUAUUGGAAGCAGAAGGCUGGGGUUACUUGGUUCAUUGAAGGAGACAGAAAUACUAAUUUUUUCCAUAAUCAUGUUAAUGGCAAGAGGAAAAAAUUACAUUUGAACAGAAUUCAGAAUGAUAAUGGGGUGUGGCUGGAAACAGUGGAUCAAAUUUUGAAGGAAGCAGUCAAGUUUUUCAGAUAUCAGUUCACACAAGAGGGAGAUACUCAAGAUUUUGAAAUCCUCCAACAUGUCCCUGCAAUGCAUUGUUGGGAUAUUGGAGGUAAUGAUGUUCAUGCUGUAGUUUUGGCUUUCUUUGAUGGUAAAGAACUUCCUAAAUCCAUCACCCAUACAAACCUGGUUCUAAUUCCUAAGAAACAGUCUGUGCGAACAUUCUCAGAUAUGAGACCUAUCAGCUUGUCUAAUUUCAUUAAUAAGGUGAUUUCAAGGGCCAUACAUGACAGAUUGGAAAGCAUUAUCCCUUCAUUGAUAUCUUCAAAUCAAUCAGGCUUUGUAAAAGGUAGGAGCAUAUUUGAGAAUAUAUUACUCACUCAGGAGAUAGUCUCAGAUAUCAGGAUAAGGGGAAAGCCUGCAAAUGUGGUUAUUAAAUUGGAUAUGGCCAAGACUUAUGACAGAGUUUCUUAG
This is a messenger RNA of Lycium barbarum (goji berry), 1785 nucleotides long. RefSeq lists its product as uncharacterized. The record is from RefSeq and is a predicted model, not a curated record. The transcript is spliced from 4 exons. Bases 1 to 1785 code for a protein of 594 amino acids. Lineage: Eukaryota; Viridiplantae; Streptophyta; Magnoliopsida; Solanales; Solanaceae.